This is a messenger RNA of Lecanosticta acicola, 556 nucleotides long. NCBI's taxonomy places the organism in Eukaryota, Fungi, Ascomycota, Dothideomycetes, Mycosphaerellales, Mycosphaerellaceae. The record is from the annotation of a GenBank genome assembly.
AUGCAGUACAAGACCAUCAUCGCUUGGAUUGCCGCCUCGGCGGUCACCGCCAUGGCUCUGCCCGUCGCGCUCCCAGAAGAUGUAAUUGCAGUACCCCCCAACAGAUUCAGCACAACGUCAUCUAACGUCUUCUCUCGCGCAGUCUCUGGCCCUCCAAGCUCGCGCUGAGCAAGCUAAGCAAGCAGAGCAGGCCGUUCAAGCCACCCAGAACACUCAAGACACCCAGAACACCCAAGGCACCCAGAGUGCUCAGACACAGCUCUUCCGGGAGGCCGUCGCAGCCUCCCAGAACGGUCAAACCAACCAGCUCACGCAGUCCCAACAACAGACGGCACUAUCUUUUGCUAAACAGCAGGGAGCGGUCGACCAGAAUGGCGAGUUCAUCGAUCCGAAUACCUACUGGGGUAGCAGAUGGGGCAACGAUCCGUAUACCUACUGGAAUAACAGAUGGGGUUACAACAACAUCAAUCCGUGGUGGCUUUGGUUCAAUUUGGCCUCGCGCGGAUCUGGCUAUGACUGGCAGAAUUACCAUUACCCCGGGUGCUACUACUGCUAG